Molecule: messenger RNA, 1143 nt
Organism: Fusarium fujikuroi IMI 58289
Lineage: Eukaryota; Fungi; Ascomycota; Sordariomycetes; Hypocreales; Nectriaceae
Product: related to integral membrane protein
Exons: 6
Coding region: 1-1143 (380 amino acids)
Source: RefSeq, a predicted model, not a curated record
AUGUCUGGCAAUAACUCGACUCCAUCUCUUCCGCCUGAUGUCUUAAAUCAUAAUGAAGGGCCUUCUCUCAUCAUAGUAAGCGCAGUCUCUAUACCCUUCGCUCUCGGCGUUGUGGCUAUCAGAGUAUGGGCUCGACAUCGAAAACGAAUGGCCCUCGAACGUGAUGAUUUCAUGAUACUCUUGUCAUUGCCAUUGCUUUGGGCGACUGCUGGAGUUGCAAUUGCAUCUGUUACCUAUGGCGGCGUUGGCAAACCAUUGGCGGUCAACAUGAUGCAAGACCCAAAUCGUCUUGGACGAGCUCAAUUGUGUCUGGUUUUAACCGAAUUCGUCUACGGCACAGUCCUCUGCACGAUAAAAGUUGGCAUUCUCUUAAUGUACUACCGAAUAUUCCCGACAAAGUCCAUGCGGAUCGGCGGCUACAUCCUCGGCGGAAUGACCUUUUCAUGGUGGAUAGGAAUCAUCUUCGCAUCCAUCUUCCAAUGCUCGCCCGUCGACAAAGCCUGGAAGCCAUUCAUGAAAGACGGUACCUGUCUGGAUAAGAACAAAUUCUUCAUAGGCAACUCGAUCCCGAAUAUCGUGAUGGACGCCAUGAUUAUCGCGUUGCCGGUCUUUGAAGUGUCAAAGGUACAGGUUCCGAGAUCGCAGAAGAUUGCUAUCGCCGGAAUAUUUCUGCUUGGUGGAUUGAUCGUAAUCAUCAGUUGCAUUCGGCUGAAGUACAUUGUGGCACUCCUCCAAGCCGGGCAAGAAGCAGACUUUACGAAACUAAUCUCAACGCCCUGGAUCUGGACAGUCAUUGAACCAUCUGUCGGCCUUCUCUGCGCCUGUCUUCCAACGAUGCAACCCCUCUUAUACGUUCUCUUCGGUCGCUUCAUCACCAAAACUACACAAGAUCGUAGUAAAGAAGGGAUCAUCACCAUUGGAGGCAGCGGCCAAAAGUCAGCAGACAGACAGAAAGGUCCCGUUAAGGAUGGACCAUUUCGCAGACUUCACGACAAUGACUCAGCUGAGGAACCUGUUCUGUGGCCGGAGACGUAUCACAAUCAGCAUAGUACUGUGGUGGAGCACUCUAAAGGUGUGGCCGUGGAUGAGAUUCCUUUAGGAACUAUUGCGGUGAAGAAGGAUAUAAGAUGGGAAGAGUCAUGA